Messenger RNA from Botrytis sinoallii, 234 nucleotides. RefSeq lists its product as uncharacterized. Bases 1 to 234 code for a protein of 77 amino acids. The record is from RefSeq and is a predicted model, not a curated record. Lineage: Eukaryota; Fungi; Ascomycota; Leotiomycetes; Helotiales; Sclerotiniaceae. The transcript has a single exon.
AUGGCAAUAUUUGGCGAUCCAGAACCCAAAGAUCUCUCUACUGCUGUAGGCUCUGAUGGUCAGCCACCAUAUACGAUUAUUGAAGGACGCUCAAACGAACCUGCAAAAAAGACGGAGGCUGACUCAGCAUCAGAUCAUUCCCCCGAAGCAGACAGCCUAGAUCUUAAUUCUGAGGCUGCAUUUAACGAACUCGGUUGCUUGAUUGAAUUUAUUGAUCACUAUAUCAAAGAUUAA